Messenger RNA from Durio zibethinus, 3676 nucleotides. RefSeq names its product disease resistance protein At4g27190-like. The record is from RefSeq and is a predicted model, not a curated record. NCBI's taxonomy places the organism in Eukaryota, Viridiplantae, Streptophyta, Magnoliopsida, Malvales, Malvaceae. Gene Ontology annotation, molecular function: ADP binding; protein binding.
UUGACUUCAACCAGCAAUGCCAGUCGGAGCUCUGAGUUGGGGAUGGUGACGCUUGCAAAAGCGCGUGUCCGGCGUUUGGGAGUCCCUAAUAUCGUUGCAGUGGCGUGUAUAGCACACCCAUCACGUGUAAACAGCCGACUUAUUCUACGAUGUUAAGGCCACGGGUCCGAGAUCCUACAGCUAUGCAUACGAUGAUGCUACAAGCACAUUCACAUAAACUUGAGCAGAUUAGAUCUGCCCUGCCCGGCCCGGCAUUAACACCGCCCAAGUCAAGUUGAUCUUUUUAUUUUCAGCUUCUUAAAUUAUUUCUCAUCUUUUGGCGGAAGGCACUCAGACAAAGGUAUAUUCAUCUUCUUUAAUUUAAUUCUCAAUCUUAUUUACCUAUUUUUUUACAAAGGUUUUUUCCCACUUGCAGUCGCUUUUCUACUUACUAUUUUUGCAGAAAAAAUUCAGAUAAUCAGUCUCCUGCAACUUAUUCUGUUUUUCCUGUUUUAUAGGUUUGCAUACAUGGAGGUCUUAGGAUCAAUCCUAGAAAUUGUAAGAAUCAUAUGGGAUCCAAUUGGAAAAUGUUUCAAGUAUCAUCGAAGUGUUGAAAAAUACAUGAUGAUUCUCCAUAAAAAAAUGGAAGAAUUAAACAGCAGGAGGGAAGACAUAGAAUCAAGAUUGAACAUAGAACUUCAUUCAGGUAAAACAUUGAAGAAAGAAGUCAAACUUUGGUUAGACAGUGUCCAAAAGGUUACUUCUGAACUACAUACCAUUAGUCAAGAAGUUGGAGAAAGGAAAUAUCUAUCUCGUGCACAUUUAGGGAAGAAGAUCAGUUUUAAGAUUCAGCUAGUGGAAGAACUCCAUCAAAAGGGUGCUUUUGGAGACAGGUUAGUAACUGAUGCUCCGCCAGGCAAUAAAGACAUAUUGCCAACAACAGAAUUAGUUGGUGAAACUACGGUUAGAAGUAAAAUAGAAGAGAUAUGGAAUUGCUUGAUGGAUGAUAAUUAUCGGAAGAUUGGAGUUUAUGGAAUGGGUGGAGUGGGGAAAACAACAAUGAUCAAACACAUCCAUAACAAACUCAUCAAAGAAACUAACAAGUUUGACAAUGUAAUUUUGGUGUCUGUAUCAAAAUCCACUAGUGUUACUCAAUUGCAAGAUAAAGUAGCCCAUGCACUAGGGGUUUGUAUGUCGGAAAAUGAAAGUGAAAUGAUAAGGGCUGCUGAGUUAUUUGCAAUGAUGGGAACAAUGAGGAAGUAUAUUCUAAUUUUAGAUGAUGUUUGGGAAGAAUUUCAGCUUGAGGAUGUAGGAAUCCCCGAACCAACUGCAGAUAAUGAAAGCAAGUUCAUUUUAACAACCCGAUUGGCUGAUGUUUGUUUCAGGAUGGGAUGUAAAAGAAUCAAAGCUGAGCUUCUUACAGAAGAAGAAGCUUGGACCUUGUUUGUGGAGAAAGCUGGUUGUAAUAUUAUUUCUCCUCACAUAAAAGCGAUUGCAAAAGAAGUAGCAAGGGAGUGUGCUUGUUUACCUCUUGCUAUUGUCACAAUUGCUAGAAGUAUGAAAGGCGUCACUGAAUCUUGUGAGUGGAGAAAUGCACUAGAAGAACUAAGAGAUUCGACAAGGGGGCAUCAUGACAUGAGAAGGGUGCUUGAGCAGCUGAAAUUUAGCUAUAAUCACUUAGAUGAUGAGAAACAUAGACAUUGCCUUCUUUAUUGUGCACUUUACCCUGAAGAUUUGGAUAUUGGAAGAAAGGAGUUAAUAGAGCGUUUGAUUGCAGGGGGAGUAAUAGAUGGAAUGAGUAGCAGGCAGGCAGCGUUUGACAAAGGUCAUGCUAUGUUGAACAAACUUGAAAAAGCUUGCCUUUUGGAAUGUGUUACGGACAAGAAUGAGAAUAAUAAACGGGUGAAGAUGCAUGAUUUGAUUAGGGACAUGGUCCAUCAUGUCACUGACAUUAGUUCCCAUUUAAUGGUAAAAGCUGGGUUGCAUUUGAGAGAAAUUCCAAAUGAGACAUAUUGGACAGAGGAUCUUGAGAUGGUUUCCUUAAUGCAUAAUUACAUAUCAGAAAUCCCUUCUAAUGCAUCUCCAAUGUGUCCCAGGCUCUCGACCUUGUUACUUUCAUCAAAUCAUUGUUUGAGAAGGAUCCCAGAUCCCUUUUUCUUGCACAUGGGCACCCUUCAGGUUCUUGACCUAUCUGAUACUAGCAUUGAAGUUCUGCCAAACUCCAUCUCCAAGUUAGAGAAACUCACUGCCUUAUUGCUUAGACGGUGUGCAAGGUUAAGGUGUGUUCCACCAUUGGACAAACUCAUUUUUCUGAGGAAGUUGGACCUCUGUCAUGCUGGAAUCAAGGAAAUUCCACAAGGCCUAGAAAUGUUGGUCAGUCUAAGAUAUCUUAAUCUUUAUACACCACAUCUGGAGUUCUUACCCUGUGGGUCUCUAUCCAAACUCUUAAACCUCCAAGUGCUUAUAACGUAUGGGGCAUCAAAGACUUUAAAGGUUAAAGGGGAAGAAGUGGCAGGUUUGAAGAAGCUGGAAAUGUUUUCAGGCCAGUUCUACAGUAUGCAAGAUUUUAAUAGAUAUGUCCAUUCUAUUAGUACUAGAGGUCGAGAACCACAUAUGUACUCUAUCCGAGUGGGUGAAUCACAUGCUGUGACAGUUGAGGAAGAACAGGAGUCUUUUGGGAAACAUGUAAAGUUAGUUAAGUGCUUCAUUGGGAGAGGACACGAUGAGCUUUGCCUUCCAAAUGGCAUUCAGACUCUAGAUAUGUAUGACUGUCAUGGUGUUGCUAGUUUAUGUGAAAUUUCUUCAUUGAACAAUGCAACUGACCUGAGGUCCUGUGAAAUCACCAAGUGUGCUGAUGUGAAAUGUGCAUUCCAGGCCUCCUCAAGCAUCCCACUUCAAAGCUUGGAGUCGCUACGACUUAUAGAUUUGCUGAACUUUGUUUCCCUAAGCUACAAAGUAGGAGCUGUAACUCUUCCCGAUGGCACCUUUCGUAAUCUCAAAAGCUUUCUUAUUAGUCGGUGCCCAAACAUUAUCAGGCUGUUCACUCCCAGUUUGCUACUGCAGCUUCACAACCUUUCAGUUCUUGAAGUUUCAUUUUGUCCUGAAAUGGAGGAGAUAGUUGCGAAGGAACAUGAAGAGGAUCAUGGCGAAAGCAUUAAUGAGGACACAGCAACAACAAAUCAUCCAAUGUUAAGGCAUUUGUUUUUCUGUGAACUACCAAAGUUGAAGAGUAUCUAUGUGGGAAUAUUGCGUUGCGAGUCUCUCCAAGUAAUUGAAAUAUAUGGGUGUCCAAGGCUAAACAGACUUCCUUUCUCUCUAUAUCUAGUUCCCUCAAACCUUGAGAAAAUCUCAGCAACAGAAGAAUGGUGGGAAUCACUAGAGUGGGAUCAACCAAAUGCAAAGAGUGCCUUUCAACCUUUUUUUAAAAAUUGCUUGCCACAUCGGAUACGGUUCAGAAACAGGAGCAUAUGACAAAGGAUUUCUCUUUUCAUUGAAUCUGCAACUUUUGGAUCGAAUUGCUUCUGUCUUGUUGAAUGAUAUUGCUUCUGUACUUGUAUAUGGUCAUAUUAUUUUCUUAGCUUUGAUAAGCACAAAGAUAUACAGGUACAUUUGUCAUUGUAUCAAAUUUCGGUCUUGAUUAUUUGUAUGUAUUGAUUAAGCUUCGUAGUUAUGUGCUUUCAUGAACAAUAGGUAAUAU